This is a messenger RNA of Nematolebias whitei (Rio pearlfish), 2697 nucleotides long. RefSeq names its product kinesin family member 20A (gene kif20a). NCBI's taxonomy places the organism in Eukaryota, Metazoa, Chordata, Actinopteri, Cyprinodontiformes, Rivulidae. Gene Ontology annotation, cellular component: nucleus; spindle microtubule. The record is from RefSeq and is a predicted model, not a curated record. Gene Ontology annotation, molecular function: ATP binding; plus-end-directed microtubule motor activity; microtubule binding. The coding region runs from base 1 to 2697 and encodes 898 amino acids. Gene Ontology annotation, biological process: microtubule-based movement; mitotic spindle assembly. The transcript is spliced from 18 exons.
AUGGCGUCGUCAUUGUCCUCCCCGUAUGGACUCGCCUUUGACGAAGAUGAGGAAAUGGCUGUGUUUGAGUCUACAGCAGCUGAAAUUGGAGGCCUGGUCAGACCACGUCUACCUGAAAUCUCUGUUAUUUCUCCGGGUCUGGACAUUCGGCCAGCCAACCCAGAACUGAAAGUGGCAGUAAAGGCUGGAAGCGCUGAUGAAGAAACCACAGACAAAGUGAAAGUUUUUCUGCGCAUUCGCCCACUUACUGCCACGGAAAAAGAGAAGGGAGAGGAGCAGGGUUGUGUGAUGGUCCAGGAUGAAGAAACCCUGCUGCUCAAAGCUCCACAAGACUCUCAGAACAUGAGGACAGCGGAGAGGGGCAUCACCCAGAGCCUUCACAAGUUUAGUUUCACAAAGAUUUUUGCUCCAGAGACGACACAGCAGCAGUUUUAUGAGGGCACAAUGAAUAAGAUGGUGACUGACGUUCUGACAGGAGAAAACAGACUCCUCUACACUUAUGGUGUCACCAAUUCUGGAAAGACUUACACAGUCCAAGGGAGUGGUCAGGAGGCCGGUCUUGUGCCCCGGGCGUUGGCGUCUCUGUUCAGGAAGCUGCAGGGUCGUCUCUAUGGUGCCAUGGACCUGAAGCCUGUUAUGUACCAGGAUGUGAGGCAGCUUGACUCUAGUGAGAUUAAGAUGGAGGAAAUGCGAAAAAACUCUCUUCUUAAAGAGGAUAAGAAUCGGAGUUCUCGUCGAGGCGGUACCACAUCGGUCUGGGACAGUGGCGUCGGAGGUCUCUCUUCUACGUCUAACUUUGCCACUCAGCUUGAAGACUCUGACAGUGUGUGGUUGGAGCCGGACAGUCUGUCGCAGAGUGGGGGGGACGACCUGAAGGAAGGGGUUCAGUUUUCCAUCUGGGUGUCCUUCUACGAGAUCUACAAUGAGUUCCUGUAUGACCUGCUGGAUGCUUCACCCUCCCUUCAGCCCCGGAAGAGAGUCACUCUGCGGCUGAGUGACGACAAGCAGGGCAAUUCUUAUGUCAAAGAGCUCACGUGGAUCCAAGUCCGCAGUGCUGAGGAGGCCUGGAGGAUUCUGAAAGCUGGAAGUCGAAACCAAAGCUUCGCCAGCACCCACCUUAACCAAAACUCCAGCAGAAGCCACAGCAUCUUCUCCGUCCGCGUCCUGCACGUCCAUCCAGAGGCCAGUUCAAGCCAGGCCAUGCACAUCAGCGAACUGACCGUGUGUGAUUUGGCUGGGUCUGAACGCUGUAAAGAGCAGCGCAACGGUGAGAGGAUGAAGGAGGCCAACAACAUCAAUACCUCCCUCCUGACACUGGGGCGCUGCAUCACUGCCCUGAGGCACAACCAGAACUCCAAGUUGCGACCCCCUCAAGUGGUUCCCUUCAGGGACAGUAAGCUGACCCGCGUCCUGCAGGGCUUCUUCUGCGGGCGAGGAACUUCCUGCAUGGUGGUCAACAUCAAUCCAUGCGCCUCCGUCUAUGACGAGACACUCCAGGCUCUGAAAUUCUCUGCUAUUGCCACUCAGCUCGUCCACGGCCCGUCCACUAAGACCAGAGUCGCCUACAUCCUGUCUCUACUCCGCGAGCCGGCAGCUAACGGUAAUGAAAGCACACUGAUUGAGGAGGAAGAGGAUGAAAGUGAUGUGGAAGAUGGAGAUAUCUCCUUACUAGAAACACGGACUUUACUGCAGACCAUCGAUAUCCUGAAGAGAGUGGUGCGGCGCCAGCAGCAUGAGAAGGAAGUUCUUGAAGCUCAAGUGAGAGAGGAGGUGGUCUCUGAGAUGAUGGAGGUCAUGUCUCGGAUGCAAGAAAACUUUAACGAGACCUUGGAGACGCAGAUUUCUUUAACAGAGGAGAAGUACGAGAACAAACUAUCGAUUCUGGAGACUCAUCUGAAGAAAUUCUACAGCCAGGAGCUAAAGGAGCGUGAUGAGGAGAUUGGAGCUUUGUCUGCUUCUCUUGAAAAGACAAACAGAAAUGAAGAGGCGGUCCCCAUCCUGGCCCCUCUGGAGGACUCCGAGGCCCCCCGGCGUUCUCAGCGCCUCUCUCACAGCGGAGUCAACAAACUGCGCGCUGAACUUGAACAAUGUCGCGCCGAGCUUUUUACCAAGACCCAGGAACUGACGAGGCUCAGGAUGGAGCUGGAGGUGCCGGGUUCUGCCGGACGUCUCACCAACACCACAGACCGCAAGCUGCAGGAGGGUCAGCGGAACCUGCAGAAGCUGCGCCUGGAUUUGCAAAGGUUGGGAGCUGAUCUGCAGUCUGGAGAACGAGCUUGUUGCCGCAACACCGGGGGGGAGAGGCUGCGGCACACGCUAACCGCUGCAGAUGAGACGCUAGUUAAACAGAACCAGAUCCUGAUGGAGCUCCAGAACAACCUGACGCUGGUCAAAGCAGAGCUGCGGCGGAAAGCAGAGACCCAGGCAAGGUGUGCCCAGCUGCCCCCUAUGAGCUUCGCCGUCCCCAUCACACCUGGCUCCUGCAAAAAGAGGGGCUGUGUGGCCCCCACCCCGAGCGAAACCGAGAACAAGCCUCCGCAAAAACGCUUUUUCCAAUCUCUGUUCUCGCCACAUAAAUACAACACCCGCACCGCAGGAGGGAACGUUACCCCGUACUCGCAGAUCCUACGGUCUCGCCAGCCGUCUCCUCCUCCCAGCCCCGUCCUCACCCCACGCACCCUCGUGGGGAAGUACUGA